Molecule: messenger RNA, 1707 nt
Organism: Lodderomyces beijingensis
Lineage: Eukaryota; Fungi; Ascomycota; Pichiomycetes; Serinales; Debaryomycetaceae
Source: the annotation of a GenBank genome assembly
AUGUCCUCGUCAAGGCAAGAACCAACGUAUCUCAAAAAGGAGUUGUUUAAAGCUACAUUGAGCUCCAAGGGGAUUUAUAUUACCAAUCAGCACUCGCAGUCUUGUCAAGAUGCCGAUGGCGAUGCUGACGAUAAUGACAAUGGUUCAGAUUCUUUUUUGCUUUUCCAUGACGAUGAGGCUUCCUUGCGAUCUUGCUUUGCCUGUGGCUACAACAACAGCUCUGUAAGUUCAAGUUCAGCUUCCACGUCAACCAAGCAGCCAAAAUAUGUCCCCUUUAAAAACAUCAUUUAUGCCGAAGCAAGACCUGCUUCUUCGUCGUCAACAAAGAGACUGAAUCAAGUGACUGUGACUUAUGUUAUACCGGACCACGCAGACAUCACCACUAAAGCAACAAAAUUGUCCAUCAACAAAAUCAAUGUUGAAAUUGAAGAUUUGCAACAGGCAUCAGUGGCCAACUACAUCAUGCAAAAGGCAUAUCUGUCGAAAACAAUGCAGCAGUGCUCAAUUCUUGUACUUAUCAACCCUCAUGGAGGCCAAGGCAAGGCGGUGCAAAUCUACAAUAACCACAUUAAACCCAUUCUACAAGCAGCUCAUUGCAAAAUCACCUUGCAAGAAACGGAGUAUUCGGGUCACGCUACUGAUAUAGCUAGAGAGUUGGACAUUGACCAGUAUGACGUUAUUGCAUGCUGUUCAGGCGACGGUAUACCGCAUGAGGUCAUCAAUGGAUUUUAUCAACGUUCGCGGGAUUUGGGGGUUGCGGCAUUCAACAAGUUGAUCAUUACUCAAUUACCCUGUGGAUCAGGUAAUGCAUUCAGUUUGAGCACAUUGGGCGGUUCCAAGUACCCUGAGAUUGCCACUUGGCUAAUGCUAAAAUCCAAGCCUACUAAAAUCGACUUGAUGGCAAUCACCCAGGGUACAGGAGAACGGAUGAAUACAAAAUUGUCGUUUUUGAGUCAAUGCUAUGGAAUCAUUGCUGAUUCAGACAUUGGCACCGAGCAUUUGAGAUGGCUCGGCUCGAUUCGAUUCGACAUUGGUGUGAUUCAACGAGUAUUUUCCAAUGCCAAGUACCCCUGCGACUUGUACGUUGAAUUCUGGAGCCAGAACAAAACUGAAAUUGCUCAGCAUGUGGAGCAACAUUUGUCGCUGUCGGAUGAAAGCAGCAAGACAUUAACCGAUGACGAAGAAGACGACAACGAGCAAGUAUCAGUCGCGACGAGCGACUUGGGCUUACAUUUAGUCACCACGAAAGAUUUAACCACCGGCAAGGCCAACUUGGAUGAACCAGUGCCACAAACAUGGCAGGCACUCCCGGAAGAAAUCUGUAAAAACUUGAACAUACUAUAUGUGGGCAAGAUGCCAUACGUAUCAUCCGAUGCGCAAUUUUUCCCCGCGGCGUUGCCGAAUGACGGAUACAUGGAUAUGAUAAUCACUGACGCGCACCACACUUCGGUGUUGAGCUUGACUUCGAUCUUGCUCAAUGUGGAAAAGGGCAAACACAUCGAUGAUGACGCGGUGUUGCAUGCCAAAAUCAAGGCGUAUCGAUUGGUGCCUCGAAUGACGGAUACCAAGGACCAUUACAUCUCGGUUGAUGGUGAGAGUUUUCCCUUUGAAAGUUUUCAGGUUGAGAUACUACCUAACGUCAUGACGGGACUACUUCAAGAUGGGAAGUUUACGGAAACUGUUUUAACCAGGUAUAGUUCCACAUAG